Molecule: messenger RNA, 1896 nt
Organism: Cladophialophora psammophila CBS 110553
Lineage: Eukaryota; Fungi; Ascomycota; Eurotiomycetes; Chaetothyriales; Herpotrichiellaceae
Exons: 4
Coding region: 1-1896 (631 amino acids)
Cellular component (GO): nucleus
Source: RefSeq, a predicted model, not a curated record
AUGAUUGCCACCUCUUCCUUCAGCGCAGAAAGACCCGGCUCGGCUUCUCUCCCCCUCGUUGCCCACGAUGCCUCCGACCGUCCAUCCUCGACGGCACAGACUGCUGUGUCAGAGCCCAAAGACCUGCCCGUAACCUACUCGACCGAUGCCCUUCUACGCGAACCCCUUGAAGAAAACGAAUUGCGUCAAGUCAAUGGCGGUCGCCGCGCCGAACAAGAACUGCCUCGACUACAAGCCAAUGCACAAAUAGAGAACGGUGACAGUUUGGAGCCCAUCCUGGAAGACGAUCCGGCUUCCUUCAACCUCAUCUCUCCCGCUCCCCCAGACCAAGGCGACAUCUUCUCGUUGGAAACCCAGACCCAAGCACUCUUCUCGAGGGGACAUCUACAAGUCAUCUUUGCCGAUCCCAGCUACCUCUUCAAGUUCACAUCUUUCCUCGGAAUGUAUAGACCCCAGUCCGUGCCCAUCUUAGUGCACUAUCUCGAUUCGCUCAAAUCCCUUCGGGCCAUCAAUUAUGCCAACGCCAUCUGCGAGGGUUUGGACCCUGUAGAAGGAUAUGAUUUCACGCAAAGGCCAGUCAAGCCGACCAUCAACACGGCAUUAGAAGAGAGGGCGCACAAGGCCUUCGAAAUCCUGGCGAUGGAGGAACUGCCUGCAUUCAUCACACAUCAGUACAUCCAAGUCGUAAGCAACAGCAUCACUGCCAGAAUAACGGGGUCGCUCUCGCCGCACCUUCGGGAAGCCUCGGACGGAUUGGCCGAAGUGUUUUGUUUGACGGAUCCCUCCAGACACGACAACCCACUUGUCUUUGCUUCGGAAGCAGAAUUCAAUCGGACGACCCAAUACGGCAUGUCAUAUGUUCUCGGGCGGAAUUGCAGGUUUCUGCAAGGGCCGAUGACAAACCCGCACAGCCUGCGGAGGAUUCGAGAAGCUCUCAAAGCAGGCAGGCAACACCAAGAAGUCCUUCUAAACUAUCGACGAGACGGCUCUCCGUUUGUGAAUUUGUUCAUGAUGGCGCCACUUUCUGACAGCAGAGGCGUCAUCCGAUACCACAUCGGAGCGCAAGUCGACGUGAGCGGCCUGGUCAAAGACUGCUCGGAAAUGGAGUCCCUGCGAAAAUUGUUGGAUCUGCGUGCUCGGGGUGAGGAUCCUCCGCUGCCCGAGAAGCCUAAUCCCGAGAAGAACGACGAGCUGCGAGAAUUGAGCGAGAUGCUCAACCAGGGCGAGUUGAAUACCAUCAAACGUCACGGCGGAAAGAUGCAUCGUGAGAUCGUCGAGGAAGACAUAGAAAGUGUCUCUUCUCACCAUCAACCUCGACUGUUGCUGAAAGACCCAGACACCAUGGUGCCAUCAAUUGCAAGCAUCAACGGUAGAUUGAGUGGCAUAUAUCAACACUAUCUCCUCGUACGACCAUAUCCCUCUUUGCGGAUCCUGUUUGCGAGUCCGUCACAGAGACUGCCCGGUAUUCUUCAAUCGCCCUUUUUGAACAAGAUUGGCGGUUCAAAUCGAGUCCGUGAGGAAUUGACGACGGCGUUCGCUGAAGGACGAGGCGUGACUGCCAAAGUUCGCUGGGUCACCAAAGGCGAUGAUCAAGGCAAGAAUAAGUGGAUUCACUGUACUCCGUUACUGGGCCAGUCAGGCCAGAUUGGAGUGUGGAUGGUGGUGGUGGUCGAUGAUGAGAAGAACAACGAAAGAUGGCCUUCUGCAGCGGGACGACUCCCACCCCAAGUGGCUACACCAGAGAGGAGCUGGACUCCAGCUCCAAGCAGCGCAUAUCAGGUUGUGGGAUCGAGCCAAAAUGCUGUUGGCGACAUGAACGGCGGGCAUUUGGAUUGGAAUGGUGGAGGAAGUCUAGCCAGUGCCAGUGGCAGCGCGACCAGCCUCAGGAUCGGAUGA